Pestalotiopsis fici W106-1 is the source of this 1323-nucleotide messenger RNA. RefSeq lists its product as uncharacterized. The transcript has a single exon. The coding region runs from base 1 to 1323 and encodes 440 amino acids. Gene Ontology annotation, cellular component: intracellular anatomical structure. Gene Ontology annotation, molecular function: NADPH dehydrogenase activity; FMN binding; NADP binding. The record is from RefSeq and is a predicted model, not a curated record. NCBI's taxonomy places the organism in Eukaryota, Fungi, Ascomycota, Sordariomycetes, Amphisphaeriales, Sporocadaceae.
AUGACCAAGUCACCACUGGAGAACAUCCCGGCUGCCGGCACGCCGUAUUUCACCCCGGCCCAAGACCCACCGGCAGGGACGGCCUUGCACCCGGAGUCGGCGCCGACGCUGUUCCAGCCGCUCAAGAUCCGGGGCAUGACGCUGCAGAACCGCUUCGUCGUGUCUCCCAUGUGCCAGUACUCGGCCGAGGACGGACACCACACGGACUGGCACUUUGCCCACCUGUCGCAGUUUGUCCUGCGCGGCAACGCCCUGACCAUAGUCGAGGCCUCGGCCGUCAUGGCCAACGGCCGCAUCACCCCCGAGGACUCGGGCAUUUGGAAGGACAGCCAGAUGGGGCCCCUGCGCCGCAUCGUGACUUUUGCCCACGCGCAGGGCCAAAAGAUGGGGAUCCAGCUCGCCCACGCCGGCCGCAAGGCGAGCACCGUGGCGCCGUGGAUUGCGCCCCGGCAAGGGGGCAGCAGCGCGACGGCGACCAAGGAGCUCGGCGGCUGGCCCGACAACGUCUGGGCGCCCACCCCGGGCAAGUUUAGCGACGGGUUUCCCGAGCCCCGGGAGAUGACCAAGGAGGACAUUGCGGCGGUCGUGCAGGCGUUUGGCGACGCGGCCAAGAGGGCUGUUGAUGCCGGGUUCGACGUGAUCGAGAUCCAUGGCGCCCAUGGCUACCUCAUCAAUGCCUUCAUGUCGCCCCUGUCCAACAAGCGUACCGACGAGUACGGCGGCAGCUUUGAGAACCGGACCCGGUUCCUCUUUGAGAUUAUCAAGGUGAUCCGGUCCGUAAUCCCAGAGUCCAUGCCGCUCUUCCUCCGCAUCUCGGCCACCGAGUGGAUGGAGUACGCCGGCGAGCCGAGCUGGACGCUCCAGGACAGCAUCAAGCUGGCCAAGCUGCUGCCCGGCGUCGGCGUGGACCUGCUCGACGUGAGCUCGGGCGGCAACAAUGCCCACCAAAAGAUUGAGAUCAACCCGUACUAUCAGGUCAACCUAGCGGGGUCGAUCCGCGACGCGGUGAAAAAGGACGGGCAGCAGACCUUGCUCAUCGGCGCCGUGGGCCUCAUCACCGACGCCGAAAUGGCGCGGUCCAUUGUCCAGGAGCAGGACCUCGACGCCCAGGCCCAGCGCGACCGCCGCCCCAGCUGCGGUACCAUUGAGGUCGAACAAGAGGAUACCGGCGGCCAAAAGACUCAGGCGGAUCUCGUGCUGCUGGCGCGUCAGCUCCUGCGUGAGCCCGAGUUCCCCCUGCGCGUUGCCCACCACCUCGGGGUCGAGGUCGCUUGGCCUAAUCAGUAUCACCGUGCUGGCUGGCGCAAGUCGCAGAGAGUUUGA